Molecule: messenger RNA, 1512 nt
Organism: Exaiptasia diaphana
Lineage: Eukaryota; Metazoa; Cnidaria; Anthozoa; Actiniaria; Aiptasiidae
Exons: 2
Coding region: 1-1089 (362 amino acids)
Source: RefSeq, a predicted model, not a curated record
AUGGAAUGUCGAGCAUAUACUAACGUUCUUGAUAACUUCAAUCCAUGUAAAGAUUUUGUUGACAUUGAAACAGAAGCAUAUUUAGUCGCAGCUACCAUGACACAUUUCAACAUGAAAUCACUGGAACAAAAGAUCAUUCCUGAUUGCAAAAGAGCAGCUUCCAAGAAAGUCCAGCAAAGUUGGCUUCACAAUGAAGUCAAAACCAUCCUAGAGAAAAAUGUCAUGAAAAAACAAACAGAGGAAUAUGAGAAAAUGGUGGAAACAGUCAAAGAGCUAAAUCAGCCAAAGCAGCGUCCCGUUUAUCCAUGCAGUGAAUGUGGAAUCACCUAUGUGUAUAAGAAGGCUCGAGACAAUCACCUAAAGUCAAAACAUAAUGUUGAUAUUACUGAAGAUAAACCAACUACUCCAACUGAUCCCCCCAAAAAAGAGAAGCAAGAUUACAUCUACAACUAUGCGUGUGUGCGUCUAAGUCUUGGUAUGCUGAUUCAUAAUUUCAACGAUGCAGUUAAGGAAGGAGAUGGAGCGAGAAUUGUGAGGUGCUGGAAGUACAUGCUGCUACUCUUUAAAGCACAUGGCCACACUAAGUAUGCACUGGCGUCAUUACAACUUUUAGCAAACAUCAAAGCCAUGUUAUCCCCUCAGAAGUCACAUAGUCUGAUUUGGAAUAGGACGGUGAACAAGAAUGGGGGAGCUGGAAAUAAUAUAUCCCUUGAUCUACGUAURGAGCAUAUUGUGCAMCUGACAAAAGAAAUGCUUGGAAAUCUUGGUGCAAAUCUACACCCACCAGCUGCAUUAAGAUGUAGCAGAGCAAUCAAGCCAAUUGAAGAUUUGCUGUCUUCAAUUGACUCUGAUCUCUAUAUAAGAGGCCCCUCAGGAAAACACACAGUUUCAAGAUCAGAAGCAGAUUUCCUGGCCAUGGUUGACGAGCUUCACAAGAAAGCUAAAGUUUUUGAUGAACAUUAUGUGGAGGGCAGAGAACACACAUCUUUUCCCAAAUUCCAAAGAAGCCCACUCAUAAGUUUAGAUUAUGCUAAGCUAAAUGCAUGGAUCAACCACCACAAAAAACUGUGGUCGAAAAGGGGUUUUUAAUCAAAUCAAAAACAUUUUUCUCUUCAUAUUUGACAGUGUUACAGUUGAAAACUAAUCAACAUUACAUGCAACAAAUGAACUCAUUAGGGGUAAAGAGGGCUAGCCAGUUAUAAAUUUGAUAUACUGUAAUCUUUGUUCUUUGUAUUGAGCAAUUUCYUAAGUAGUGUGAAGACACAUUGACAAAAAAAGUAUAGUAUGCUAUUCAUAUAUUUUGAAUGAAGAACCUUUUUUGAAUGCACAAUUUCACUGGUGAGCCCUUUUGCAUGAAUCCCCAUCUUGCUUAUAUUGCCUUUUGSUCUUCAAAGCAAGACUAAUGUAUUUAUAAGUUUUACAGAGUUCUUAGGAGGUACUGACAUAACAACUUGGAGUUUAAUCAGAAAUUUGUGCCCUUAGGAAAAAAUGUAUCUGUAUCAUAAAUAGAGA